Molecule: messenger RNA, 1652 nt
Organism: Oreochromis niloticus (Nile tilapia)
Lineage: Eukaryota; Metazoa; Chordata; Actinopteri; Cichliformes; Cichlidae
Gene: scrn3
Product: secernin 3
Exons: 8
Coding region: 108-1364 (418 amino acids)
Biological process (GO): proteolysis
Molecular function (GO): cysteine-type exopeptidase activity; dipeptidase activity
Source: RefSeq, a predicted model, not a curated record
UCAUCUCGGUCACGUGACUGCACUGUUUCCGCGAUUGUGAACUUUGACAGACGAAAGAAACGCAAGAGAAUAGAAACUGAUGGUAACACCGCUGGUUUGGGAUUAAUAUGCGCCCAUCUUCGUGUGACACCUUUGUGGCUCUGCCCCCAUCCACCGAGGGACAGCGCAUCAUUUUUGGGAAAAACUCUGACAGGCCUUGCGAUGAAGUCCAGGAGGUUGUGUAUUUUCCUGCCACAGACUAUGGUGCAGGGGAGAAGGUUGAGUGCACAUAUAUAGAGAUUGAGCAGGUCGCCCACACUUAUGCAGUUGUAUUGAGCAGACCAGCAUGGCUGUGGGGGGCAGAGAUGGGUGCAAAUGAGCAUCAAGUGUGCAUUGGAAAUGAAGCAGUGUGGGGCCGGCAGAGCACAGAUGGCGAGGAGGCUCUCCUCGGCAUGGAUCUCGUCAGGCUUGGACUUGAGAGAGCUGAUACAGCUGAGAAAGCAGUGACCGUUAUCACCGAGCUGCUGGAGAAGUACAGUCAGGGAGGAUCGUGCAUGGAGGAUGAAUGUAGCUUCACCUACCACAACAGCUUCCUCAUCUCAGACAGGAAGGAAGCAUGGCUCCUGGAAACAUCAGGAAAGUACUGGGCAGCAGAAAGAGUCGAAGGUGGCUAUCGCAACAUCUCAAACCAGUAUGGCAUCACCACUAAGAUAGACAAGGAGCAUCCUGAAAUGAGGGCGUAUGCCCAAAGUAAGGGCUGGUGGGAUGGGAAGACCGAGUUCAACUUUGCCACGGUCUACUCCUUUAUGACUACAGCCAGAAUAGAAGCCUCUGGGAGCCGUUACUGUGAGGGGAAGAAGUUGCUGGAAAAGAGCAACGGUCAUAUCACGGCGGAGGCAAUGAUGGAUAUCCUGAGGGAUAAAGAUAGUGGCAUCAACAUGGAGGGCAUGUUUAUGACCACAGGAAGUAUGGUGUCUGUGAUACCCACGGACCCUGAUCUGCCAGGGGUUCACUAUUUUACAGCAACUCCAGAUCCUGAAAGGUCUGUAUUCAAACCGUUCAUUUUCGUGAAAAAUCUUCAUCCGUUAAAGGAGACGUCUUCCCCGAGUUACGGCCCAGAUGACCCUGUGAAGAAGAAACCCCGCUUCCAGAGCAAGCCUGACCGCAAGCACGAGUUGUUUGUCAAACAUGAACUGGUGGCUGCCAUCAUUCAGUCCCACAAGGACAGAGGAAAGAAGAUCACAGAAGGUAUGAGGCAGCUGGAGAAGGAGAUGAUAAAAGAGAUGGAGGAACAUCUUUUACAUGGUGUUGAGAGCCCCGAUUUUCUGGUGAACUUGUUUUCAAGUUCUGUUCAGAGGGAGCUGUCUGUUUACAGCCAAAAAUGAGGCCAGAACCACAACGUAGUUCCACAUUUUGACACUAGCAGAGGGCAUUCUGCUUUUUACGUUUGAAUCAAGUACAAAAAGGCUUGUACAAUAAACCUGUAAAACAACAGGAUACUGUUCAAAACUAUUGCUUAGAAAGUUGAAGAGAGUGUAACGUUCUUAAAUCCCAUGACAUUAAAAUUUUGGCUCUUCCAUAACAAAUGCAUUACAUAAUGCAAGAAUGAAAUCUUUUGUAAUAAACUUUUGAUUUUAAACACGUUAUAAAUAUACAGCCAAAGUGUGAUGAUG